Stegodyphus dumicola is the source of this 7257-nucleotide messenger RNA. Its product is annotated as neuroligin-4, X-linked-like. Lineage: Eukaryota; Metazoa; Arthropoda; Arachnida; Araneae; Eresidae. The record is from RefSeq and is a predicted model, not a curated record.
AGUGCGGGACGGCAUUUUGAGAUUACACAGGAGUAGGUGAUUGCAUGAAAUAUUGUUGAUUAUUUGAGACAUCAGCACAACUGAAAAAUCAAGACAGAAGAAGGAAGAAUACCAAUAAUUUGGUCGGGAUCCUUCAAAAUACCCUGUUUUGGUCUUCAUUCAUGGAGAAUCAUAUGAUUGGAAUGCCGGAAAUCCUUAUGAUGGAAGCAUUUUGGCCAGCUUAGGAAAUGUCCUCGUUGUCACAAUUAACUACAGAUUGGGAAUUCUAGGUUUCCUUCCUGCUACAGAAGGAUCUGCGAGGGGCAACUAUGGUUUAAUGGAUCAAGUAGCAGCACUUCAUUGGGUGCAGGAAAAUAUAGCAGGCUUUGGUGGAGAUCCGAAAAAUGUAACAAUUAUUGGACAAGGGCAUGGAGCUGCGUUUGUUAAUCUACUGAUGAUAUCACCUAUGGCCCGAGGUCUGUUUCAGAGAGCAGUCAUGCAGAGUGGCUCCGCAUUAAGUCCUUGGGCAAUAGCUCAUGAUGCUCUAACCUACGGUCGUCAGGUAUGCGGAACAUUAAAAUGUCCUACUGAAGAAAGUGCACCGAUGUUGGAUUGCAUGCGACAACGCCCUUUAGCUGAUAUCAUGAAGGUUCAGGUAGUAGUUCCAGAACAUUUGUCAGCAUUUGGCCCCACAGUCGAUGGGAUUGUUAUUCCCGUGGAACCUCUGAAACCCAUGCAAGAAAAAGAUAGCAUAUUUGGCCAAUACGAUCUUUUAUUUGGAGUUACUAAAGCUGAAAAAUUUUACCACCUUUCUUCAAAUGAAGAAAAGCACGGUAUAGACCACGAAAGAAGAGAUAGGAUGUUGCGAACCUUAGUACGAAAUUUGUUCAAUUAUCACAUGCAAGAGAUAUUCCUUACGAUAGUUAAUGAAUAUACAGACUGGACACGGCCUGUUCAACACCCAGUAAGCAUAUUAGAAGCGACAUUAGAAGCAUUGGGAGAUGGAUUAACAGUAGCCCCAAUUAUUCGCACUGGUAAUUACCAUUCAAAGACGCAUUCGAAAACGUAUUUUUAUGUAUUCGGCUAUCAAACCGAAAAUGGGGACUAUCCGCAGAGACAUGGCUGUGUUCAUGGCGAAGAUUUAGCUUAUCUGUUUGGUGCGCCUCUAGUGGCAACUUUAUCACAUUUUUCAAGAAAUUUUUCUAGAGCUGAGAUAUCUCUUUCGGAAGCUGUAAUGUCAUACUGGAUUAACUUCGCAAAGUCUGGGGAUCCAAACAUCACACCGCACCAGGAAUUGGAGAUCUUGCAGUCUGAUAAAUCCAGAAGCCGUUAUGAGAAGUCUGUUUGGUCUCAAUAUGAGACUGUGCAGCAAAAAUAUCUUUUUAUUGGAAUAAAACCAAAGGUUCGAGAUCAUUACAGAGCACAUCGACUCUCAUUCUGGCUGAAUCUCAUACCUCAGUUGCAUCGUCCUGGUACAGUAUCAGUCAUUCCGCAGCAUCAUUUACUAGACGAUCACAAUAAUCCUCUUUCCUAUGACGGUGUUGUACGACCACUGUCUGACGAAGAUGAAAUAUCUGCGACGCUGUCGAGUACGUUAGUUUCUUCCACUCUACGCCCCACAGCUUCAAAAAAUGCUACUUUGAUUAAUGUUAUGUCUACAACUGAAGCAUCGCAGAAGGUUUUUAAGAAGAAGCCUGGGCCUACUUCUGAGACUGUUUCUAACCACACGGGAACUCGCUCUGUCUUGAUUCAUCAAAGUUCCUAUUCUACUGCUCUAAGCGUCACCAUUGCUGUUGGCUGCUCCCUAUUGAUUCUUAAUAUUCUUAUCUUCGCUGGCGUCUAUUAUCAACGAGAUAAGAAUAGGAUGGAAAUGAAGUUGCAGAAACGAAACUAUAAGAUUGCAUUCAAGUCAAAAUCCUGUCGCCGUGUGUUUAGGGAACGGGAUGAUAGCCUUACAGGAGCAGAAAAAUCCAGAGUAACAAUUUUUAAUUUGCAGGAUGGCCACGUUUAUGGAACAGAUGGGGAGGAACAAGGCGAUGAAGAGUCCUUUCACCAAACACACGGCGGCAGUGAUAAAGAUGUUAAUAUUGAUAGGGAUAAAUACAAUAUCUGGGAUUUUGAAGUUCGUCGAGCUGGUGAACGCGAAGCAAUCGUGAUACCACCGUCUCAGACUAAGCCAACUCCGACCGCUGCAGCGUCACCGAUGGCAAUCUGUCCUCCAGGUCUUCCUCCGGACUAUACUCAUCACCACCAUUCGAUCCACAAUCCCUCCCAGCAGGGGGUGCGCAUGUUGCCCCCAAAGGUACCUCCCAAACCUGUAAUGGUGCCGUCUCCAGCUUCGGAUAAUGCUCUACCUGAGGCUCAACCUCUGCUGCCUCAUUCCGGCAUGCCGAAGCAAAUUUCUGCCCCCCAGCAGCAAUCCCAGGAGAUACCAGUGUGAGCAAUGAAGCAGUCUGCUUUGUUCGAGUGGAGAGGGGUCGAAAUUUCGAUGUGGCAGCAGAAUCUUCUUACACUGCUGAUCGUUUCUAUAUUACAUUUGAAGAAUAUACAAUCUGCUUUUACCGCAAAGCUGCGAUGGACCCAAUGGAAUAAAAAUGUUAUGUGUCAUAAUGAUGUGCUGUUUACCUGAGAUGUGAAAGAAUAUUUAGUUCUUGUUGUGAGAAAUCGUUUUCCGCAAAGUAAGAGUUGUUUACAUGAAUGUAUUGAAAGAGAUAAUUUUAUGAGGCUUCCAGUGCGAAAGAGGUGCUAAAAAGAAAUAUUAUGGCCCUAAGACUUUAUUUUACUGGGAAUACUGCAUGAAGCAUUUGCAAAAUGCACGAGCUUCUUAUUCUUCUACUCUCUAACUAAAUAUGGAAUAUUUCUUACUACACCUCGGUGCUCAUAUUAUGGUACAUGUAUCUCAAAGAUUUUUAUAUUUUACAAAGUUAAUGUCAUAUCCUUCACCGAUCAAUAAUGAUAAUUGGGGAAUACGAAUAGUUAAAUAUAAUAAUGUAUAUUGAUGUAUUUCUUGUACUGCUUAAAAGCUCAGUACGGAUUUUAAAUAAACUUAAAAUAUUAUUAUUCAUUACUUGCAAUGAAUAUCUCGUAAGUAUAAAAACGUUUAGCUGAAAGUCCUUUUGAGGGACAGACUUUAAUCUAAAUUAAAAUUUGGAAUUUGAAAAAAAAAAAAAAAAUGUGAGAUGUAAAGAAAUAGAUAUCGUAAUUUAACAGGACUAAAAGCUUUCCUAUUAUUUAUAUUUAGGCUCCUAAAACUUAUUUUGCGAGUUAAACCAUUGACAAAUUAAAAUCAAUAUAAAACACUAACUAUUUUCGAUAUCUUGAAGUGAUCUCGCUGCAAGUGUCUUUAUUUUGAGAUUAUUCAUGGAAAUAGAGUAGUAAAACAUAAAAGAUAAUGCCACUAAGAGGUUUCAGACUGUUAAAGGAAAAAAAUGAGGUAUUAAAUUCAUUGUCAGGAUUAUUAUGGGAGAUGCUUUUAAAAUGUGUAGUAAUGAGAAGUGAAGUCAUGUACGCCUUCCUAAUAAUUAUCAUUGCUACAUUUUUAUUCUGUCUCUUAAAAUUCUACGCCACCACACAGUCACUUAAUACGCAUCUUCUCGUGUAGUAAAAUAUAGUUCCAGCUGCAGGAAAUAUGCAUUGAAAAAAAUAUUUUUCUUGAGCUUUUGAAACAAAACUUCAUAAUUUAUCAGUUCUUACUUCAAUUUUUAUUUAUAUUUAUUUAAAUUUUAUUUCAAUUCAAUAUUAUUUUUUUCGAAAUAAAAUAGUGCUUAAUACCAUAUAAUAUUUGUUCAAUAUCUUAAAGAUUUUUGUAAAAACCUAUACUUAGUUAAUUUCGGAUAGUCAUAAAUUUUUAUGCAAUCAGUCUGCAACUGUAUGCUCUGUGAAUUUCAAGUUACGUUUUAUAUAGCAUUUAAAAUACAGAGAGACAGACAGAGAACAAAUACUGAGUACUUGGAAGGAAGCCUAAGAGAAAACCACAAUUUUCUUUAAUCAUUUUGAGGCACGGCUUUAAUUAAUUAUUUUUUUACCUCACAAAACAAUCGUUCUGAAAUGCAUUCAGUAAAGUAGUAUUUUGUUAUCAUAAGGGAAGAAAUAAAGUCCUUUUACGGAUUUAAUACUUUAAUAAUUUUGCUUUCAAGUCCUUGAUACAAAUUUGUACUUGGGUUUUUCUCAAAGCCUCUUUCAAUUAUGAAUAAGUUAGCAAAAUGCACGUUAAACGUAUUCCAAAGCAUGAAAAAUCUAAUGGUGCGAAAAUGUUCUAACUACUAAUUCACUUACUCUUGAUGUUUAAGGAAUACCUUUAAAUAAAACAUUGCUUCAUGAAACGUUUUCCGAAUUAUUAUAACCCGUUUAUAUGUAAAAUUCUAAUAAGAGGAAAUUUGUCGUCGUUAAAACGUAGUUAAUGAAUAAAAAGAAAAACAGGUUCAUCAGAAUAUGCCUUUAGCAUUUAUAAGCAGAUAUGUGAAUUUAUACCAAGAAAAGACCUAAAAUUCUUAUGAAAAGAAAAUAAUAUAACAGCGUUUGUUACAGGGAAGGUAAAUACGAAACAUAUGCAAAAUGUAGACUUUAGAUCAAAUAAAUUUGCAACAUAAUUUAUUAUAACCACAUCUCACGUAAAUAAAAAAGAUAUUUAUAUUUACGUUACAGAAAAUAAUAAAUAUGAAGUCAUUCGUUGAACGUAGUUUUCAAUUUUAAUAACUACAAAAUUUUAAUAUUAAAGUAUUUCAGAAAAUAAACGAGCUUUGAAUUAUAUUUAAUGCUUUUCUUUUAUUGGCAAAUAAAAGAAAGCAGAUAAUCUAACUUUUAAACCGCUUAUUUUGUGAUGGACGUCGAUAGAUAUAUAUAAGUUUAAACUCAAGUUAAAGUUGCAGUGCUUUGUAAGGUAUUUCUCUCGCCUUCUUAGCAUGCCUUCGUGGUGUAAUGGUCAGCAAACGCGGUGCGUAUUCAAGAGGUCUGAAGUUCGAGUCCUGGCGAGAGUAUUGCUCAUUUUUCAUGUUUCUUGCUUCGAAACAACCUAAUAUCUCUACAGCUUUAAAACAAUAUCUGGAUAAUUUAAUAUUAUCAUCAGGAAUGCCAAAUGUGUCAUUAAUUGAACUUACAUUCAUAUUAACAGAAGUUUAAGUAGCAUAAAAUUGAAACAAUGAAUGCAUUUAGGAUAAAAUAAAUCUCCGUUCAGAACGUUUCUUCGGCCAAAAAGGUAAACUCAUUGAUAUUUUCAAAAUUAAUAAUUUAAUUUUGGAGCAAAAUAAAUUAAGAGAGAUUGACUUCAUUCCUUCAGAAUAGAUCAAAUUUUAAAAUACCAUGCUUUUCCAAAUGCAGGACGCUCAACUCCUUCUCUAUACAUAAACAAUUUACUUAGUUUGCUUAUUACAUUACGAGAAUCAUAUCACAGUUCUUUAAAUUCCUUUCAAAAGCAGAACUUUUGUAUGUAGAUUUAUUACAGAGCAGGAACAAAUUAUAAACUGAGCAUUUAGAUUUUAAAAUUAAAAUAACACCAACCAAAUUUCAAUAAAACUUUUUCCAAGAGGAUGUACAAUGAAGCAUGUAUUGACAGGUUACAUGUAAAACCGUGGUAGGAGUUAAGGAAAUUUAUUAAACUAGAUCGUGUCUUAAUGAAGCCCCACGUAACAUAGAUUUGUAUAUGUGUCUCAUAGUGAAAAAUGGAGAAUAAAGAAAUGCUUUUCGAAAUCAAAUUAAUCAAGCAAAAAGGAAACAUAGCGUCCCUCCUUAAACAAUCAAAUUACUUGAUAUAUUCUUAAAUAAUAUUUUGAAGUUCACAGGUAAUUAUCGGUAAAAAACAAUUUCUCAUUCGAACAUAUAGUGUAACACAAAUUUUACUAGGUUUUGAAAAAUAUUUCUUUAACCAUGAUACUUAUAUUCCAUAACCUUACCGCUUGUAGAACUGUUCAAGUCGAAGAAAUUAUCCGAAAAGUUUCAGUUUUAUGCAGCCUCGAAAACUGACGUUUUUUUAUCAUUUCAUUUUACCAAAGAGUGUGGCUGACAUUUUUUUUCGGGAGCCAGUUUUGCGUACUAUGUAACUGAGAUUUUUUUGAAAAAUCGAGAGUAAAGAAAGAGAAGGGGUGACUUGGUAAUUUCAACUUCCUUUCUGUAUGAAAGUUUAUGUUUUGCUUAAAUGAAAUGCCAGAAAAAUUCAUUUUUUUAAUAUUUUCAUGAAAGGACUUUGCUUAUUAAAAACUACUUUAUUCUUAUAGCCCAUCCUGCUCUACUUUGUAAGUUCAAACCAUGGGAAUACGUCUAACCAUUCAAGAAAUACUCAAUUGUGCAUAUUUUUUUAAAACUUCCUUGAUGCUCCUUCAUUCAAUGCUCUUCGAAUCACCCAUAUAAGGACAAAAUAUUCGUUAAUAAAAACAUCAUUUUAUUCAAUCUAAGAGUGCGAAUGAUGAAGUUUGCAGCUUCUUCAAGUCCUCCUCAUACGAACAAAGGAAACAGUGAAAAAAGUAGGGAAGAGUUCCAGCUAAAAAUAAUGAAAACAACUGAAGCAAUGUUAACCAUUUGAGUCAUAUUUUUAAAUAUCCAUUAUUUCACAAUGGCUACCCUGAUGAAACUCAGAUUAAAUUUUUAAUAGAGAUGCAGUUUGCUGAGUUAAUUAAUUGAGUAAUAUUAAAAGUUUCACUUUACAUUCAUUAGGUGCUACAUAAGGUCUAUUCCUAUUGAACUUUAUGUUCAUAGUUUGUUGCCCAAUAAGCGUGGCGCUGUUGUUUUUGAACUUAAAUACGUAUUUCAUUUUUGCCAUCUGCAUGGAAUCAUAUUUAGCUCUAAACUAAUGUGUUUGCAAGGCAUCUACCAUGGGCCAUAGUAUUUCGCCUCUUUCUAUCGUGUCUCAGGUCUUCCCACUGAAAUGUCUGUAGCUGUUUUCCUUUGCCAGAUUGAAUUGCUGUUCUUAUGAUAUCAGCCAACUGGGCUGACUUUUUUUCUAUUAAUGAAUGAUCGCAUUUUAUAAAUAUUCGUGUUUUCAUUUUACUUCAUGUAUUGCAUAUUACGCAAGAAUCUUUUGUAAUGCCCUAAUUAAAGGUGUCACGUAUUCUUUGAUUCUAAAAAGCCAGUGAAUUAAUCUUUAGGGAAUCUUCUACUUACAUAGAAAUGCUUGUUUCCAAGUUUAAAUAUAUAUGAGCACUGAAAAUAUGUUGUGGUAAUAUAACGUUCUAACGUUGUUUCUUGGUAAAAAUUAUAUAAAAAUAUUCGGUGUUGUGUAAGUGAAACGUGAAGGAACAUGUUCUAGAUUUAUUAUUUUACAGUGAAUAAAAUGUUUAUCACCACACA